Messenger RNA from Sphaeramia orbicularis (orbiculate cardinalfish), 3144 nucleotides. It is a transcript of the gene golm2, whose product is annotated as golgi membrane protein 2. Bases 756 to 2198 code for a protein of 480 amino acids. The record is from RefSeq and is a predicted model, not a curated record. Lineage: Eukaryota; Metazoa; Chordata; Actinopteri; Kurtiformes; Apogonidae. The transcript is spliced from 10 exons.
UUUGUCGCGGCUGCCUUCACGCGCAUAGAGCAGGAGUCAGACUGAAGGCUGAGACCCGUGGAGUGUUUUCUAAAACCCGUGUUCCCAGUGUUUGUAAGGGUUUUGUUAGUUUCAGUAGAUGGCUUAAUUGUGUCCUCUGAAGAAAGAAACGAUGGUGUUUUGUUCGAGAGUAGCCCGCCGUCUCCACGCAUCUACCGUUGCUAGCUAGUGUUGAGUGGUUAGCCGUACAGUGUAAUGGGCUAACAUCAACGUCAGCUCUGUGUCGAAAAUCACCCGUGGAUGUUUGACGGUAAAUGUGUGAUUACAGGAGCUGCAUGGGUCAGUUUGUUCAGUCCGACAGUUCUGGUUAGAGAACACUGAAAAGUAAGCAGCCGUAAGUUAACAUUGUGUCGCUAGCUGUCCCACUGGUGUGCGGUCCACUGUGCCACGGCUGCCGUGUAGCUGUCCACGUCUAGUCUCCUCUGCUGUGUUUAACGUUGCCAGCUGAGCUAGGCCACGUCCCUGCGGGCGUAUUUCAUCUACUGACAUUGGACGAAUUGCAGAGAAGAUGCUUAGUUUGCGGAAGGAAGAAGGAGAGUAAAGAUCAGUAGAAAUGUGAUAAGUCUUGAAUGUGUGUAGUGGUUGUAUUCGAGAUCGGUUGCCGCAUAUCCACGGCAUGUCACGUAGACGGAUGUGUUUCACACCGGGAGAAUACGCUCACUGAGCCGACGAGGUUGCGUUAACAACCUGAAGUAUCGCUAGACUUUGUUUUUGAAAUGGUUGGGUUUGGUGCAAACCGCCGAGGAGGCCGCCUCCCGUCCUUCAUCCUCAUCUUCCUUAUGGUGAUCAUCGCCAUACUGUCUUUCAACUACUGGACAGUGUCCAAUAAACACAGCCGCCUGCUGGAUGAGCUGGCGGAGGUGCAGACGCAGGUGAAGCGCACGGACGCGGCGCGGAGCCGGCUGGAGAAGCGCAACUCGGAGCUGAUGGUGCAGGUGGACACGCACAAGAAACAGAUCGACCAGAGGGAAGGAGACUACAGCGUCCUGGAGAGCAAGCUCCAGGCCCGAGAGGCGCUCAUCAAAAAGUGUGCAGACGAAAAGGCAAAGUUGCAGGGUGAAGCCUCUGCCCAAAUGACAGAGAUCCAGAGGCUCAAAGAGCAGCUAAAGGAACUGAAGCAAGAAUUUAUGAAACAGGAAGAGCAGCUCAGAGAAGUGAAGAAAAAUAGCACUACCUUGGAGAGAAAGCUGGAGUAUGAGAGUUUACAGUGUGGACGUCAGAUUGCACAACUUAAAGAAGAAUAUGAAGAAACAAAAAAAGCCCUAGAGGUGGAAGCAUCAAAGCUCAGACAGAGCGUUUUGGACGGCCAAAAGGGUGUAGUAGUGGGUAGACAUGCAGAGGGAGUACAUGUUGCAGAUGUGGUAGGAGAGCGCCAUACAGUGGCCACUCACAGACACGACAGCCCAGACUUAAAAGAAGAGAUGGGGAAGCCUGGCAGUGAUGCAGGCAUGCCUGGUAUUGAAGACAGUGAAGUGGGAAAAAUCGAGGAUGUACAGUUUGCCCUGAAAAAACCAGCCAUCACACAGAAACAUGAUGAGGCCCCUGAUGUUGUGGGUGCUGGAGCUGGACCUGGAGUUGGAGCAGCUGAUGGUCCAGGUGGCCAGGGCCUAUCUCUGGACCAGCCCAGACUCCAGCAGGACCGCGUGGAGGGCCGAGCAGCAGUGGGUGCCGCUCCGAGCCUCAUUAAACAGCAAGACAAACCAAUAGUCUUUGAGGAAGAUAACAAGGCAGGUAUCAAGGCCGAUGAACUGGGAGAACAACAGAGACAAAUCAGAGCUCCUGACAGCGUCAAGGGAGAUGGUGAACAUCUAAAGGGGAUCCCUCUGCCCCCAAACCCUGCCCAGGUACCCAACCCCAUCCAGCUUCACCACGCCAAAGACCAGGUUCCCGCCGAGCCGGUUCACCACCGCCAAAGCCGGUUCUUUGAUGAGAACGAGUCCCCAGUAGAUCCGCAACACGGCUCUAAGCUAGCGGACUACAAUGGGGAUGAUGGGAACGUGGGUGAGUAUGAGGCCGACAAGCAGGCCGAGCUGGCCUACAAUGAGGAAGAGGAUGGUGAUGGUGGGGAGGAAGACGUUCAAGAUGAUGACGACCGUGACAUGCAGGGAGAUCGGGCUGUGGAUUAUGGAAAAAGACAUCAAGCCAUUGACAUUCUCUGAAAAGGAACCUGUGCAGCUGUAACUCAUUGAAAACAUACAGACUUUUGGCUACAACCAAGGAUUCCUUGGUAUUGUUUGAACAUCAAUAUGUUUAAGAAUUUAAAGGCUGCAUCCUCAAUGUCAUGGACUCCUUUGAAAAACAGACAUUGCAACUAAUGAAUUAGAAUAACAUUAACUUAACAGACCAUACAGUAGGUUCAAAUAUCACAGUAAUGUCCUGAGCUGCUGUCAAUUUGCUAAUGUUCUAAGUUAUGACAGUAGAAAUGGUAUACUGUACAUAGACUGUUCAGUUUAUUUAAUGAAUGCCUCCGUUCAUGAAGCAGUGGUCUUAAAGAGCUCAUCUGAACUUUGAGGUCAAACUGUUUUGUUUUUGCUACGUUUCUUUACAAGUUGCUAUUGCUAGGUUGUGUACAAACUCCUCACCAUGGGAUGUUUAUCAAAACACUAAUUGGGCGUUCUGCCUCUAACAUCAUUUGGGACUCUUACCUCGAUGAACCUUUUUUGUUUACAGGAGUGAGAAUGCAUUAAAAAUGCCAAGGACUUUCCUCAUGGCCUACUAAAUCCUUUUCUUUUCUUUGUGACAGACAUUCAUAAGUGCUCAUCAUUCUGUUUUUAAAUGCUGCAUGUAUUUGAAACUUUUGAUCAAUAAUCAAACUGAGCAAAAUACUGAUGCUUAAGCAAUACUUAGAGUAUUGUCAGUAUCCUUCACAAUGUGCAGAGUCUAACCAAGCACAUCCGGAACUGGCAUAGACAUGCUUCCAUUAAGGUCUCUUUGUACAUAAUGUAGUUGAACUGUUACCAUUUGUACUGACGGAACUGAAUUCUUCACCUUUAGGGAAAAACUGAACAUCAAAUCAAUUCUGUUUGUGCAGCCAGGAAUAUUGAUUUCUCAUGGAAAGGCACAUUGAAUGUAAUUUAAUUUGAUUAAAGGUGAUUCUUCAUGUCA